AUGAAAACCUUACAAGAACAUCUAAUAAAUGCUCGUAAUGGAAAUGUUGCAUCAAUUGGUUGGAAUUCUCCAAAUGAACUUGCUUCAGCUUCAUGGGAUAAAACGAAAUGUGGAAAAACUACUUUAAUAUUUGAUACAUUACCUGUUAAUGGUUUAUUAGUUUGUGAUUUUAGUGAUCGAUUUGUUCGUCUUUAUGAUACAUGUCUUCAAGGUUUAUUAGAUUUUAUUUUAAAAAACAAAUUAUAUUAUUUUAAUUAA
This is a messenger RNA of Rotaria sp. Silwood2, 258 nucleotides long. The record is from the annotation of a GenBank genome assembly. Lineage: Eukaryota; Metazoa; Rotifera; Eurotatoria; Philodinida; Philodinidae.